Messenger RNA from Closterium sp. Naga37s-1, 340 nucleotides. NCBI's taxonomy places the organism in Eukaryota, Viridiplantae, Streptophyta, Zygnematophyceae, Desmidiales, Closteriaceae. The record is from the annotation of a GenBank genome assembly.
CGGACGUACUGGCGGAGUGCCAGCGGCAGUGGAAGGUGAAGCUGACUGGAUGGGCCACAGGAGGGGACUGCGCUGCAGUGUAUGGCGUGGAGUGCAACGCUGUUGGCAUGGUCGUUCACGCGCACGUCUUCGACCAGCCUCUGAACGGCCCCUUACCAGAUACCAUUGGCAACCUCACCGCCCUCACAUAUCUCCGUCUCGCAAACGAUAGCCUCACUGGCUCCAUUCCAGAGUCCUUCUCUCGCCUAGUCCUCUUGGAGCGCCUGGAUCUGAGCUACAACCAUAAAAUUACAGGGUCUAUCCCCCAGGUUCUUUCAAGCCUCAUCAAUCUCAAUACAUU